GAUUUCAGAUCGUGAGCAGGGAAGAAUUUUGUAAUGGUCAUGCCGAUAAACUACUAAAGGUGUGGCAAAUCGGUGUGCAACAAAAUUCCAGAUUACUUUUGUAACGUAGUAUCUUUUACUAUCCCCGAGCUGUUUUUCAUCUAACCCUACAGUAUGAGGUAAUAACAAGGUAUAACUGUUUUUCACUUCGAAGGAACGGCUAGUGCGUUUCACAAAUUUUCUUUGUAUUCACAUCGUUGCUGCUUAACAAUAUUUUCUUGUCCUCCUUUUUUAAACCUGUUUUUUUUCGUUUAAUUUUCUGACCAUGUCUACAUCAAUGUCACUGGGAAAGAGGAGGAUGGAAGUCGACUGUGCAGUAGCCGCUGGAAGAACAUUUUCAAACAACUGAUCAUAGCCUAAAGCAAGAGAAAACCAUCCAAGAAAACGUCCUACUUUGACUGCCUUUCGUCUGAUUAGUUUUGAUUACAGGUGUCAAACGUAUUCACGCGGGAUCUUACAGCAACGUCUGCUACCUGAGCGUCACUUAAGAGCUGGCAUUUAAAAGUUUUGUUUCUUUAAGUGAUCAAGAAAAUUAGUCUUCAGUAGCAUCUACUGAAUCGAUUAAUGAAAAACUGACGUUAAGGCAGAACAAAGAAACGUACUGGAAAGUAUGUCUGUAAACCUGAAAAUUCACUGUCAGUGUUUGGCGAAGGGAGGAAACGUAGAAAGCUGAUCCAGGACAUCGCAAUCGCAGUGAAUGUCGUGAUCUAGCGAUGAGCGGGAGAUGAGGGGAAAGAGACCAGUGCCGUCAACCAUAUACAGUAUGGGUAGCCGGUGAAAUAGGACCGAAAUGAAAUGGGACUGGAGAAAUGGGACUGGAGAAAUGGGACUGAAAAUUUCAACGAGUAGAAUUGCUGCAGCCGCCGAGGUGACCACAUCGUUUUGGGAGGUGCAAACUGUGUACUGGAAUUUCUCGUCAUUCAUCAUGAAGCUGAUGAGGCAGUGCGGCGGAUGGCUGGGCCAACUUCUCGUCGCCUGCAUCUUAUUUUUCAUCAUCGUGGUCAAUGGACAGACUUUUGUGACACGUUUGUUACAGGCUCGCACCUUGGUCGGCAUGGCUUUAAAUUCAUACUGGAAAAGUAUACUCAAUUUCUUUGGAAACAACGAUUAUUACCUGUAUGUUUGGGGAUGUAUACUUUGCAUUCAAGUUCCAUUUUGGAGCGUCGGAGGAAUGUUUAUGUUUAUGGAUUACUUCAACUGGCCCAAAUGGACAAGGAAAUACAAGAUCCAGCCUGGCAUAAAUGAGCCAAUUGAUUUAAACAAAUUAAUUGAGACUGUCAAGGUAGUGUUGAUCAACCAAUGGGCCAUAGCUAAUCCACUGUUACUCGUCAGUUACUUGCUCAAGAAAAUGACCAACACUAUGCCAGGAAUUUACGAGUUGCCGACACUUGAACGAUUUCUAAUUGAAAUGACCGUUUUGUUUAUUGUCGACGAGAUUGCACUUUACUACGUGCAUAGGAUAAUGCACCAUCCAAAAUUGUACGCCAGAGUGCAUAAGAAACAUCACGAAUGGCACGCACCUAUCGCCAUCUCAGUUGUUUAUACAACCAAAAUAGAAAAUCUGAUGAUUACAGCUGGAACUGCUUUGGGCCCUUUUCUUAUGAAUCCUCACUUAAUCACUUUGUAUGUUUGGUACACUCUCGUGCACCUGAGAGGACUAAAGAAUCAUUGCGGCUAUCAUUUCCCAUGGCUACCCACACCGGAAGAUCACGAUUAUCAUCACAUGAUGAGCAAUGCUUGCUUCGGUCGAACGCUCGCCCUUGACUGGCUUCACGGGACGGACAAAGGCUAUCAUGCUUAUAGGGCCCGCAAGAAGGCACUGCACGAACAGAAUUCUGCCGAACUUGUUAACAAUAAAUCUGAAUAAAAUUUAGUUAUAUUUUUUUUUUCCUGCCGCCCAUUUAUUUCCGUUCGUGAAGAAGCUGGUGUUUGAACUGGACAUUCGGAGGUGUGCCGCUAGCGCCCGAGAAAUGCAUUUUCAGUGAGAUAUUGAACACUGUUCGAUUUUACAGCCAAUGAUAAUAAAGUACCUGUAGUAGCACCGAUAGUACCGAGUACCCUCUCGUGUUAUGACUUGUAUCCCUUUCGGGUAAAAAAAUCCACAAACACAUGUUAAAACUGCAGGCUAGAAAGUUCAUCAUAAACCUCAAAUUGUCGUCAUUCGUUACAAUAUCUAAAUAGAAAAUUCACAAGAAACCUGACCGUGCAACUUUUCAGAACUCGAUUGAAUAUAAAAGCCUAUGUUUUUUCCAUGUAUGUUGGGUGAUCGCCAAAUACACAACCUGCACAGCA
This is a messenger RNA of Daphnia magna, 2331 nucleotides long. Its product is annotated as fatty acid hydroxylase domain-containing protein 2. Gene Ontology annotation, molecular function: C-4 methylsterol oxidase activity; iron ion binding. The coding region runs from base 830 to 1906 and encodes 358 amino acids. The record is from RefSeq and is a predicted model, not a curated record. Lineage: Eukaryota; Metazoa; Arthropoda; Branchiopoda; Diplostraca; Daphniidae. The transcript is spliced from 7 exons. Gene Ontology annotation, biological process: sterol biosynthetic process.